Messenger RNA from Dreissena polymorpha, 3487 nucleotides. Its product is annotated as ankyrin repeat domain-containing protein 53-like. Gene Ontology annotation, molecular function: protein binding. Gene Ontology annotation, cellular component: spindle pole. The transcript is spliced from 5 exons. NCBI's taxonomy places the organism in Eukaryota, Metazoa, Mollusca, Bivalvia, Myida, Dreissenidae. Bases 159 to 1883 code for a protein of 574 amino acids. Gene Ontology annotation, biological process: positive regulation of microtubule polymerization; regulation of mitotic cytokinesis; mitotic metaphase chromosome alignment. The record is from RefSeq and is a predicted model, not a curated record.
UCCUCCAUAAAAAUGUGUAGUGCACUCUAGCCUUUAUUUUCGCUAAAUUUUAUUGUUUCAUAUUGAUGUUCCCGUGUAAACAAAUGGAAAAAUUAGUGCUGAACGUUUUUGGGAAAUUUAAUUGACAUUAAAAAACGCCAGCAUAACAUUUAAGUAAAAUGUCACUUGAAAACCCAGCUCAAAACAAUACUUCAUCGUCGGCGCGACCAUUUCGUCGGCGAAGAACUAAGGUCAAUAAUGACAAAAAGAUUCAAGAUGACGAGUUCAUGGCCGCAGCAAUCGGUGAUGUUGAAUGGCUGCGACAAAGCUUACGAGACCAAAAUCUAGAAAAUGGCCAAAUAAACUAUGAUAAAAAUGGUUUAACUGCGCUUCACCUGUCGGCGAUUCAUGGUCGUCUGGAGUGCCUCAAGUUGCUGAUAGAGAAGUACAAGUUUGACAUCAACCUGGCCAGCAGCACGGGUUGGAGGGCUAUCCACCUGUGCAUCAGUAACCAGACUGGGAAACGCGCCAUAACCUGUUUGCAGUACCUCCUUGAUAAGAAGGCAGAUGCUUCUAUUGGUAAUGAUGAUGGCAUUACGCCUUUACACCAGGCGGCCAGUGAGGGACAUGUUCAGUGCCUUAAGAUGCUCAUAGAUGUGGGGGCGAAGAUUGAUGGACAGGACUGUAGAGGCCACACACCACUAGAUCUUGCUAAACUCUGGGGGCAUCGUAAAUGUGCCAGGAUCAUAGCUGCGGAGAUGUGGCAGCAGGGAAAGGACAACGUUGCCAAGGAGAUGGUUCAGCUGCGCAAACUCAAGAUGCAGCAGGUGCUCCGGGAGAUGGAGCUGGAGGCGGAGUUUAGGGCAGAGCAUGAGCACUACAGCGACGAGGCCUUCAAGCAGUGGCUGGCCAAGAGAGGCUAUGAUCCUAACAUGCCAACAGGACCAAAACCUAAAGAAAAAGAGAAGGAGAAAGCUGCAAAAACUACAGAAAAGGCACCCACAGAGUCUCUGGCAAAGGCUAACAGUAUUGCUCAAAGCAGCACAGCUACCAAAAGCAAGGUAACCAUGAGUCGAAGGGCAGACACGAUGCCUAGCUGGAAAUCUAAGAGCAUACGGGAGGUCUCACCAGUAAGCAGGAAAGAAACAACCUUCAGUCAGUCUGAUGAUUUUGAUGCUGGCCUUUACGAGAGUUCAGAUAAAAAAGCUGAAGAGGCACCAGAGGAAAGACCCAAAAGUACUGGCUUCUGCAAUCCAAACCCUUGGAAAAUUCCUCUCAAAGUUGACGACCCUCCUUACAUCACAAAUCUCACUGAUGAUUAUCCAAGAGACGAGUACACCAUGAUGCCAAUGGUCGAGUCUGCACCAAAGUAUUUUGACGGGAAAUUUGGGCCAAGGUUGCAUAAGAAAGAUGUUAAAGAGGGAACCAUUGACACGAAAAAGAAACUUCGAAAACCCAAUCUCCCAAAAGAGGUGAUCAAAAAGGAGCUUAGCAAAGACCCCACCACGGACGAACGACCCAUAUUAUUCAAACCUCGACACAUCCACGAUGUCCAAGUAAAGAAAAAAUAUGACGAUGAGGUUAAAGGCAAGAGCGAGGUCUCGCUACACCUGUGCGAUGACAUGUCAUCAUUCCUGUUCAAGAACAGCUUGAAAAAGGCGCCCGAUGUAAUGGUGAACUUGAGGUCCGGGAAGGACGAGGCACGAAGGCAACUGAUGGAGAUGAGCAAUAGUAUACUGGAGUCGCAUCCCAAUACACGCUCUACAUCCUCCAGUAAUUGGUCCUCCAUUAAAUUUCCCAGAGAUCGCGUGAUAAAGUCGCUCCAUGUUAUGUCCAAGCCGGAUGUAUUCCCUGCUAUACGGGGAGAGGAGUAUAGCAUCGGAAGCAGAACUGCCGUGUCCUAAAAAGAGGAAUGUACAUCGAUCAUACUUUGGAAUCUCACUGGAUGCUAGGACUUUUCAUUACAAAUCAUCCACAGAGUGUAAUUCAUUGAUCAUGCCAGCCUCCGCAAAAAUUCCAAAUCCAUUAUUGGCCACAAGGUCUGAUAAUAUUGUAAAAAUGUAUAGUCCGUGCUCCAAUUUACUGGUCAGUCAACAAAAUAUUGGUACUUGACUUGCAUCUUUUUCUGGUUAUGAGGGCAAGUACUCUGUCAGUUGUUUAUGGGUCUUUGCAGUUUUAUAUGCUUUUUCUAGGCUGUCACACUUUUGUUGUUACAGUAUGCAUUAUUUCAUGAAAGCAUUUGAUCAGAGGAGGCCUUAAGUGACAGAUUAUUGAUAAUUCAAAUUAGUGCAUUAGUACAGAAUGGAAAUGAAAGCAUGUGUUUCCUUCACAAGUUUUGGCCAAAUAUAUGCUGCUGAUUUUCUAUAAAUAGUAUGAUUGUUCAUAUACAGUAAGAAUAAUUUGUAUAUUUUUUUUAUUAAUUAUUGAAUUGUUUAUUAAUCAAGUUGAACUGGAUUAUGUUAUCAAGUUUAUUUGAAUUCAAUGAGUGUGUAACUUCAUAUAAGUUUAUAAUUAUGUUGAUUCAACUUACUUCAAAUAAUGUUACGAUAAUGUUUCUGCAUAUUGGAUUUGAUAUUUAAUAUUUAGAAAUCAUUAUUACUUGUGUAUCUGUUUGUUUUAUUAAGUUUUGUAAAAAAAACAACAUGUAACACAAAAAUAUCAUAAUAAUAUAUUUACAUUUUGUCAUUAAGUCUACCUUAGAAUUGUAUUUUUGAUUUGAGUAUGUUAAACAGGGUGUGUUGUAGAGACUAGGGUACUGUUGUAUUAUUGAUUACAUAUUUUAUUUUUACAUGUUUUCAUCUACAUGCAUAUUAUACUUAAACAGAUUUUUUUUUACUGCCGAUUUAUUGUUCCUUGUUUUUACUGUUGUUGUAGAUGAGUGUUAUGUUUGUUAUGAAUGGUCAUUUAAUCUAUUGUGAUUCUUUUAAACAUUUACUGCAUAUACUGCCACUUUUUUCUUUGACAUUAUAGACAUAAGUAAUUGUUGAUGAUGUUUAGUUUUAAGACUUCAUCUUUUUAGAUUCCUAAUUUUUGUGUGCUGUAUAUUUUAUUGCUCCCAUUCACACAUCUCAUUGUGUGCCUUCUUCAAAUUAAAAGACCUUAACAAUAAUUUGUGUUUCUGCAUUUCAUGAAUACAUCUAAUUGACCACUUGCCAGUUGUAAAUUAACAUAACUGAUCUGCCCUAACAGAAAUGAUCUACCCAUCGGAAACCGCUUUAUCUAUGUCAUGUUGUCCGACAAAUAAACCGUGAUUUGGUAAUAGAACAAGCAUUAAAUAUUAUAUAGACAUAUGUUGGCAGAGCAAAUGAACUUUUGGCCACUGGUUAAUUGUAUGUGAUACUGUUACGCCUAAAACAAAUAUUUUAUUUAUACUAAUUAAAAAAGCAUUUGUCCAUAAGUGUAAACGAAUACAUUAACCAUAUGGUGUGCCUUUAUAUGUGUAUGCUCUGCACUAUUUUUGUGAUAACCAUGAAAUUAUGUUUUGUUUUUGAAUAAAUCAAUGAUCAUU